This is a messenger RNA of Phymastichus coffea, 612 nucleotides long. Its product is annotated as chymotrypsin-2-like. Bases 1 to 612 code for a protein of 203 amino acids. The transcript has 3 exons. Gene Ontology annotation, molecular function: serine-type endopeptidase activity. The record is from RefSeq and is a predicted model, not a curated record. NCBI's taxonomy places the organism in Eukaryota, Metazoa, Arthropoda, Insecta, Hymenoptera, Eulophidae. Gene Ontology annotation, biological process: proteolysis.
AUGAAGCCACCAUACAGAUAUUUCCGCGUAGUUAUGGGAACAAGUUUGCUUAAUGCAGGUGGUGAAUCUCAUCACAUUGCCAGAGUGGAUGUUCAUCUCGACUGGAUAGAUUCUCCGAAACUUUCCUAUCAGAAUGAUCUGGCUAUAAUUACGGUAGAUAUUUUAUUAGUGAAAGAAUAUCCACGUUCUUGGAAAUUGGCGAGCAAAAUCUUCUUCAAUGCUUACAAGCAGAAAGCCAAGUUGCCUACCAAGGAAGUCCAGGAUGGGGAGGUAGCUGACUUCACAGGUUGGGGAUUAACCCUUCAAACCCCCAAAACUCGUCCCAAGAAUCUUCAAAGAAUUAAAACCACUAUUGUAACCAAUGAAAAAUGCCGUAAAAAAAUGGUUAAUGGUGCAAGACUUAUGAUCUACAAGACUCAAGUUUGCGCCUUCCGUACUUCCGGAAUUGGAGCUUGUUCUGGUGACAGCGGUAGUCCUCUGGUCGUAAAUGGUGAAAUUGUCGGUAUCGCUUCCUGGGUGAGAAAUAAACGUUGCGCUAAUGGUAGCCCAGACGUUUAUACCAAUGUCUACGCUUACAAAGACUACAUCGAAUCAAUUAUAUACAGAUAUUAA